This is a messenger RNA of Fusarium sp. VM40, 2520 nucleotides long. The record is from the annotation of a GenBank genome assembly. Lineage: Eukaryota; Fungi; Ascomycota; Sordariomycetes; Hypocreales; Nectriaceae.
AUGAACGGACAUCGUGGUAAUGCAGAGGAGGAGGAGAGGGAGUAUAGGGAGUUGGUAGAGAUCGAUGUUCAGCGUCAACAUCAACAGCAGCAUGAGCAAAGACAGUACCAGCAGCAACAGCAACAGCAGGAAUACUUCCAGCAGGACCUGCACUCACCAUACGGUCCGCCAGAAGGGCAGCCUUACACGCCGUAUUCUCCCUACCAGUCCUCAGUUGAAGACAUGCAGGGCCGUUCCAUCACAGAGCAGGGCAGACCAGCUCGGCCGUUGCAGGCACACAUCGACGACUACAGCCCAGCUCCAGAAUGGCCUCCCCAUAUUGCCAGCAGCCCUGGGCAGUACUUCGCCGACACACCGGGCGGUUCACGCUCUGCGACGCCGUCUCUACGCAGCGGCACAGAAACGCCCGCGCGGUUGCACCACCACCCGGGCAACUCGUCCGUCGACUGGAGACCAUCCAGCCUCAUGGUACCCAGCACCCGCACCCUCGUCAACCAGCGCAGCAUAACUGACUAUUCUCUCCCCGACAAACAGAACCAAAGCCACCUAAGUCUCGCGGCCUUGCUGCCCGGCGGCGGCGCGGGCUCCCCGCAUAGCGUCAGCAGUAAUACGCUGCACAACAAAGACUACAGCGUUGACGCCAGCACCAUCCAGCAGAUUCACAAGCGUGACGAUGUGGAUAUCUGGAAGGGCUGGAAGAGAUGGGUGUUCCGGCUUGUACCGGUGUUGACGUUCGCCAACACGGGCUUGUACUUGGCGUAUCUGGCGCUGAGGAUCGCCUGUGUUAUCUGGGCGCAGAACGCUGCUGAUGAGACGUACGGCGGAGCGUGGACGUUCAUCGCUGUUGAGAUCGCAGUGGCAAUUCCGUCAAUGAUGCAUAACACUUGGACGAUGUGGUCGAUGAAGAAGAGACAGCGCCCGAAGUUGAGAUUGACGGGUAACGAUGUUCCCACUGUCGAUGCCUUCAUUACCUGCUGUGGUGAGGACGACGACUUGGUCAUGGAUACGGUUCGGGCAGCCUGUGAUCUAGACUACCCCCGUGAUCGCUACCGAGUUAUCGUGCUGGACGAUGGAAAAUCCACUGGUCUCGAUCAGCAAUGUUCAAAGCUGGCCAUGACCUACCCGAAUUUGUACUACAUGGCCCGAGUUAAGAUUCCCGGCCAGCCUCAUCACUUCAAGGCAGGCAAUCUCAACUACGGCUUGGACGAGGUGCACAAGCUGCCUGGAGGCGCCGGCCAGUUCAUGGCAGCUCUGGAUGCCGAUAUGAUUCCCGAGCGUGACUGGCUCCGAGCAAUCGUUCCCCAUAUGCUCAUCGACCCCAAGAUGGCUCUCGCCUGUCCUCCGCAACUCUUCUACAACACUCCCCCAUCUGACCCUCUAGCCCAGAGUCUGGACUUCUUCGUGCACGUCAUCGAGCCCAUUAAGGAUGCCCUCGGUGUCGCCUGGUGCACUGGUUCCGGCUACGUAGCUCGACGAGAGGCCCUCGACCAGAUCGGUAACUUCCCGCUUGGAUCUCUGGCCGAGGAUGUCGCUACAUCCACGCUCAUGCUUGGUAAGGGCUGGAAGACGGCUUUCAUCCAUGAGCCUCUCCAGUUCGGCACUGUUCCUGAGGACUAUGGUGGCCAUCUUAAGCAGCGCACGCGAUGGGCCAUUGGAACCGUCGAUACUUCCUUCAAGCUCAACUUCUGUCUCUGGGGCAAGGACGUGCAACAGAUGACCAGCGCCCAGCGGUUCUCCGGCUUCUUGUACGCCUCGCUGAGUCUGUACACGGUUCUCCUUACCAUUUCGAUGUUUGCUAUCCCGAUUAUCUUGAUCAUGCAGAAACCUCUUGUUGCAUACGCCACCGACGAGCAGCUCCGAUGGUUGAUCCGGGCCUGUUUCGCGUCUGUCAUCUCAAACCGACUGUGCGAGUUCGCCCUGUUCAUUCCUGCUGGCUACCACACCGGCCAGCGAGGUUCGCGAUACCAGCUCUGGAUGUCACCUUACAUCGCGCUGUGCAUCAUCCGCUCUUUCGUCCUCCCGACGUGGCUCGGUGGUCAGACACAGGCCUUCAAGCCCACAGGAUCUCUCGGCUCAGCGCUCAACGAGCGCGAUGCCAAGCUCAGGAAGAACAUGUUCCGCCGCCUCUGGGGAAUCCUCAUCAACUACAUGGCCAUCUUCCACCUGGCUUUUGUAUAUCUGACCCUCGUCGCCGUGGCACUCACCUCGUUCCGCUCCUUCGUUACAUCCGACACACUCCGCGAUACACUCACCGCCCUCCUCACGCACGCCUUCUGGCCACCUCUGACGUUCCUCUUCAUCUGCAGCUCGCUGUGGACGCCCAUCUCGUACGCGAUCGACCCGCCUGCCAUGCCGGACCGUGAAGACUUGCUCAACCGGGACCCAAAGACGCAGGUGGCGCAUCCCACGCCGGUGAGCAAGAAGAUUGCAUUCGGCGGUCAAGCAGCGUGGUUCGAGGCGGAAUACACGGUCACCACCGUUUACACAAUCCUGGUCUUUGUCGCCUCGUUCAUUUUCUAG